UGUCGUAAAAACCUUAAAAAGCCCGGCAAACACUCUUCACUGCAAAAAAAAAAAAAAAGAAACAACACCACCACACUGUCUCACUCUCUGUCUCUCUCUCUUAAAGUGGUGUUUCAUAUUUUGUUUAGAAACAGGUAGAUAUACGGUUAUAAAUGUUAGCUCAUAUAGCCAUAUAUAGCAAGUUUACAAAUGCUGCUUCUGGGCCAUUAGAUACUACCAAACUCUGUAAAGCCUAGAGUGGCUAGGCUUAUUUUUCUCCGAAUACCCUCUGGUGUAUACAUCGUGUAAUUUUUCUUUCUCUAUAUAUACAAUAUUUUGGGUGUUGUAUACAUAGAGAGAAGACUAUAUAUAUGGCCAUGGUGAAGGUAUCAGUUUUGUUGAUUGGGAUUUUAACAGUACUUGUUUUUGGGAACUGGGUUGAUGGGUUUGAGGAGAUUCUUAAUUUAAAUGAAACAGCAGCGUCUUUCUUGGACUCAGAACAUAUGGAGGCUUUUGGAGCCUCCAAAGCUGCAAGAGCUACUGAUGUUUUGAUGGUGGGGCUUACCCUUAUUCAAGGUGCUGAUGCCAAAGGAGCAGUCUGCAUGGAUGGAACAUUACCCGGCUAUAAUUGGCAUCGUGGGUAUGGGUCAGGAGCAAAUAGUUGGCUCAUUCAAUUGGAGGGAGGUGGAUGGUGUAACAACCUUAGAAGUUGUGUUUACCGGAAAACAAGCCGGCAUGGAUCCACAGCUUACAUGGAAAAGGAAAUAGCAUUUACGGGAAUACUGAGCGAUAAAGCUGGAUAUAAUCCUGAUUUUUACAACUGGAAUAGAAUAAAACUCCGUUACUGUGAUGGUGCCUCUUUUAGCGGGGAUAGUGAAAAUAAGGCUGCACAACUGCAAUAUAGGGGACAACGUAUAUGGUUGGCUGCAAUGGAAGAAUUUAUGUCAAAGGGAAUGCGCUCUGCUAAACAGGCUCUUCUUUCUGGCUGCUCUGCUGGGGGACUAGCAUCUAUUUUACACUGUGAUGAGUUUCGAGGUUUAUUUUCAGGCAAUACUAAAGUGAAGUGCCUAAGUGAUGCUGGAAUGUUUCUUGAUGCGGUUGAUGUAUCUGGUGGGCGCACCCUCAGGAAUUAUUUUGGUGGUGUGGUAGGCUCGCAGGGACUGAAAAAUACUCUGCCACGUGUUUGUACUGACCACCUAGAUCCAACUUCGUGCUUCUUCCCUCAGAACUUAGUUGGCAACAUUAAAACCCCACUUUUUAUUCUCAAUACAGCCUAUGAUUCAUGGCAGAUCCAAUCCAGCCUAGCUCCACCUUCAGCAGAUCCCUCAGGCUAUUGGCAUGAUUGUCGAUUAAAUCAUUCAAAAUGUUCCCCAGCCCAGAUCCAAUUUUUGCAAGGGUUCAGGAAUGAAAUGCUGAAAGCAAUAAAUCGCUUCUCAUUGUCUAAACAAAAUGGGCUGUUUAUAAAUUCAUGUUUUGCUCACUGCCAAACAGAGAGGCAGGACACUUGGUUUGCUGAUAAUUCUCCUGUUAUCGGAAACAAGGCCAUUGCACAAGCUGUUGGAGACUGGUAUUUCGACCGAACAAGCGUUAAAGCCAUCGACUGUCCUUAUCCUUGUGACAAGAGUUGCCACCAUCUGGUUUUCAGACAAGCCUAGUUCUACCGAUUGGUUUAUUCACAUGAUACCUUACUGAGUAAUAUAUUUAGUUCCAUUAGAUAUUGAAACAACUAAGCAAGUCAGUUGAAUUUGAAGAUGACAAUAAAAGAUGAAGGUUGCUGAAAAGUGCAAAUGUAUCCAGCGCCUUUUGCAUUGAUUUUAUAGCAAUUUGAUGUGUUUAUGUCUUCAACUAUGUUGUAAUUGUGAUAAUUCAUUUUUUACAAUUAACCAAUAAGACAAGUUGCAUAUACUUAAUACUUA
This is a messenger RNA of Quercus robur (English oak), 1895 nucleotides long. Its product is annotated as pectin acetylesterase 12-like. The transcript has 12 exons. Bases 351 to 1634 code for a protein of 427 amino acids. Gene Ontology annotation, biological process: cell wall organization. Gene Ontology annotation, molecular function: pectin acetylesterase activity. The record is from RefSeq and is a predicted model, not a curated record. Gene Ontology annotation, cellular component: plant-type cell wall. Lineage: Eukaryota; Viridiplantae; Streptophyta; Magnoliopsida; Fagales; Fagaceae.